Messenger RNA from Lonchura striata (white-rumped munia), 1333 nucleotides. Lineage: Eukaryota; Metazoa; Chordata; Aves; Passeriformes; Estrildidae. The record is from RefSeq and is a predicted model, not a curated record.
CAGGGCACGGGGUGGCAACGCCCGCAGGGAAGCCUGGACCAUGCUGGCCUGCCUGCAGAGGACCCAGAACCCCCCAGCCCAGCACCUCCCCUGCCCCAGCAAGGCGCUGGAGCCACGCAAGUGCGAGACGGCCCCCAUGCAUUCCCCGCGCUACCCCAGCCCCGCCGAGCUGGACGCCUACGCACAGAAGGUGGCCAACAGCCCGCUGACCAUCAAGAUCUUCCCCACCAACAUCAGGGUCCCCCAGCACAAGCACCUUAACCGGACGGUGAACGGCUACGACACCACGGGGCAGCGGUACAGCCCCUACCCCCUGCACGCCGGCGGCUACCAGGGGCUGCUGGCCAUUGUCAAAGCCUCCGGCAAAAGCGUGGUGAAGAACUCGGAGGGGAAGCGGACUAAGCUCUCGCCCGCCCAGGUGGGCGUCGCUCCCUACCCCGCCUCAAGCACUUUAGCUCAAGGUCCCUCCUGCGCCGCCGGGCAGCUGAGCUACCACGGUGGCCAGAAGCAGCUGGAGGGUCCCGUGCCCCCCAACGUGACGGUGGCGGCCUCGGUGCUGCCGCUGGCGGGCAGGAGCCUGGCCCUACCGCCCUCCAACCUGCCCUCCAUCCAGAGCAUCAUCUACCAGAUCAAUCAGCAGUGCCAGGCGCAGGGUGCCCAGCCCGGCUGCCCGGCCGUCGUGGCCGCCCACCCCAGCCCGGCCAAGCACGGCGCCUUCGGCCCCGGCUACGGCGGCACCGUCCUGCCCGAGUGCCGCAAGGGCGCCGAGCUGGCGCUGGGCUCCAACCCGGCCGCCGCCCUGGGACCCAAGGCGGGCGUUUACCCCGAGGGCAUGGACUACCUGGUGUGGCAGCAGAAGCAGCAGCAGCAGCACCUGCGAAUGUACAGCGGGGGCAGCGGCGGCGGAGGGGCUCUCAGCAAGUCCCCCGAGACGUGCGCGGGCGCCUCGCGGCCCUACGGGCUGGGCGGCGCCGCCGACAAGGUGAGCUCGUCCCCCUUGAACUGCAUGCACGGCAACUUCGCCGUGGGGCAGUACUUCGCUCCCCCCUGGAACAGCAUCCUGGUGACCCCCAACAGCGACUGUUACAACCCGCCGGAGCUGGGGGCCGGCCCCCGUGAGCUGGGGGUGCCCCCGGCCGAGGGGCUGCCCAGCAAGACCCUCUGCAAUACCUCCAUCCUCAGCAGCAGCCUCCAGUCCCUGGAGUAUCUCAUCAACGACAUCCACCCGCCCUGCAUCAAGGAGCAGAUGCUGGGCAAGGGCUACGAGACCGUGUCUGUGCCAAGGCUCUUGGACCACCAGCACGCCCACAUCCGCCUGCCCGUCUACAGAUAA